Chelonus insularis is the source of this 6749-nucleotide messenger RNA. Its product is annotated as GATA zinc finger domain-containing protein 14-like. The coding region runs from base 56 to 2533 and encodes 825 amino acids. Gene Ontology annotation, biological process: mRNA stabilization; meiotic cell cycle; female meiosis I. The transcript is spliced from 5 exons. Gene Ontology annotation, cellular component: nucleus; cytoplasm. The record is from RefSeq and is a predicted model, not a curated record. NCBI's taxonomy places the organism in Eukaryota, Metazoa, Arthropoda, Insecta, Hymenoptera, Braconidae.
AACAAGAGUCGCUAGUGAAACGGUAAUGGCCAACAUUGAAGUUUAUUUCUGAUAAAUGGCUCUCUCUAAAGUGCAAAAUUUUACCUCCAUUCUCGGGAACAAUGCUAGUGAAAUCAUUAAGCUUGAAAGUGGUAUCAAUAUGUACGACUCACCAGGAAAUUUAGCGGAUAACAGAUGCAAUGAGUACAAUCCAUGGAGUUACGAUUUAAUGAAUAGAAAUACAAAUCAUAAGAUGCCUCUUGAUGAUGAAGAGACUCAAGAUUUGAAUAAUUCAAUGGUAAACGAUUUAGUAUCAAAAAUUUUAGAUGACGAGCCAAUUAUCAACGAGCAAGCAUGUUACAUCAAUCAUUACAAUGGUAAUUCUGUUUACUCUCAAAGAGAAAUAGAUAAUUAUCAUAUAAAAUCUAACGGCAAUUAUCAUGCAAAUUAUGUAAAUAACAAUGCUAAUGAAUCAUUUAAUCAAACAUUACCGAAUUAUCAAAAACCGAAUUUAUUUGGACAAGAAAUCGACAGCCAAUACAAACGUGAUUUAAUUGACGUUUACAAUGGUUUAGAAGAUUUAUGUCUGAACGAUUAUGCGAUUAGGAAUGAUCGACGAAAUGAUUAUCCAAAUCAUAAAACAAUUGAUUCAAUGAAAAAAGUGAUUAAUUCUAACGAUUACUCCAUUAAUUAUAAUCCAGUCAACGAUAUGCCACGCUUUAAUUGCGAUUUACCACAGCCUACUAAUAAUUGGAACGAGACUUUAAAUUCUGAUUACAACGAUGAUAUUUUUGAGAAUUAUUCACGACUUCCGACUCCAAAUAAUUUUGAUCUUAACUUUAAUACAAUUAUGCCGCCACUGCACGAGCCGGAGAUUCUACAAACUGAUAUGAGCACAAAUCUAGCGACUUCCGCACACAUGGCGCCAUUAAUGAAUACACACGAUACUUACAAUGCUAUUAAUUGUACCAGUUAUCAUCGUCCAGGCUCUGCUAUGACUGAUUUCAGUGGUGAUUCUGGAUUUCUAUCUAAUUCUUCACAUCAGCAUUAUUCUCCAGCAGAUUCUACACUUCAACAAAACUUUGUUAAUAAUUAUCAACGAAACUACGAAGAAAUUCAUCAGAAUUCUAUAUUAAAUGCUGUUAAUCUACAAAUGCCUCAACAAAACUUGGUUUCAGGCCGUGGAUUCAGGGUAGAAUCAAAGCAAUUUGAUCAGAAUUAUAAAUCAUUACUUUUAAAUCGUAAUCCUGGGCUGAACGAGUAUGCUGGAGUAAAGAUAGAAACGAAUGAUCCAAACUCUUAUAUGCUCAAUCAAAAAAUUGAUGAAAAUUUAAUGAAAAUGCUAAGUCCCCAGCUCAAAACUAAAGAAUCUUUAAGAUACAACUCUAAAAAUAGUCAAAAUUCUUCUACAAUGGACCAAAUGAAAUUUAAUUAUCAAAUUGACCCUAACUAUCAACGAUUCACUGCCAGUAACAGCGAGAAUCUCAAGAGUCUAUCACAAACUCACGUUUCUUCACCUCCUCCUUACUAUACUAAUGGUGUUAAGAGGCUCAACUCUGGAUGUAGCUAUCCAAUAGAUACCUAUGAACGCACUCCUGAUAUUAACUUUACUUCCAAUAAUCAUCUUGCUCAUCAGAUAGCACGAGCUUCCAUGGAUUCUAAUGUCUUCAAUCAAAUUAUGUUGAAACAGCAACAGCAACUCCAUAGGAUCCCGCUUGCUCCAGAUGUACUUUUAAACGCAAGAUUAAUGCGAGGAAUUGGCACUGGAGCAGCUGGAAAUGUUUUUUCAGCAGUUCCACUUUCUUCUUUGCAUUCCGUUUCUGUUUUAACUGGAGCUUUUGGGCCUCGUGUUAAUGUAAAAUCUUCAAGACGUGCUGGACCUUCUUCGGUAUUACAUUUGAGGCUGGAGCAGACUUUUGACCAAUUUAAACAACUAGAAAAAGAAAGAAAAAAAUGUGAAGCAGGUUUAGCAGCUCAUUUUCCCGGUAAACGUGUCACCAGUGCUAAUAAUAUUCCUAUCCCGAGGCUUCAAGGGAAUCCCUCGCGUGCUGAUAGGCUUAUUAUUGAUCAUUUGAGAGAGCAUGCUCGUGUAAUAACUCUUAUUGCUAAGAUGGAACAUCUCAGAGGAGUCAAUAUGAGUGAGAGAGUUCACAAAGCAAUGGAAAUUUGGUUGGAAUCUAUUAAAUUUGUGCAGGAGUGUAGAAAAAAGGAAAUUACUCAUGCUUCGAAACGACAAAAAGAAAACCCUCAUUGCACUUCUAUUCAUGAUGACAAAGAUAUUCUGGUGCUGGCAAACAGUAUUCGCGAACUGACAAAAGCCUCACGUCUCGCAAGGACAGCUAUGUUUAAUGCCAUGCAAGCGACGCUACUUCAUGACAAAGAUUUUGAGAAAAAAAUAAUUGACACUUCAAAAGAUGUUGCGUUACUUCUAGUCGACAAAGAAGAAGACAUAGAAUCAUCAAACGUUGCUGACAACACCGAAAAUAACUUAGGUAACUGUUCAACAACAUCGACAUCAAUACUAGCAAGUAAUAUUAAUAAUAAUAGUACUUAGCAAAAUUCCUUUUUAAUCUGCGCACCAAUGAUUAAUCGACAAACAAAUGUCAGCUCAAUCUACUCACCGUUGCGUCCACUCUGGGAACAGUAAUGUUCAAGCUUAAAAAUACUUUUAACGUAAAGUAAAAAAUACUAGUUCACUUAAAGAAUCUUUAAAAAUUAAUUGUUUCUCUUUUUAGUCUAUAAUACCUCAAAACGAGUAUUAGUUGGUGCUAUAAGCAAGCAUCCGACUCGCGAAGAUGCACAAAGUAAUCUUCCAAUCAAUAAUAAAUAGGUACAUAAUUGGAGGAAAAUGUCUUUUAUUAAAAAAAAAAUAACCACUUACCAGAAAUCUGGAAAAAUUUAUCGAAAGUAAACUGUUGUCUGAAAUUGAUUAAUAGAGAUUUAGAAUGAAAAGUUAUUGAUAGCUGAGAGCUUCUUUAGUAAAAGAAGACAAAAAAUAUUAUUAAAUAUACCAAGCCGGUGUGUUUUCGUACUUGUCUUGUGAUCUUCCUAGAGAAAAGCUGCUACUUAGUCAAGGUGGAGAGAAUAUGAAUAUAUGUUGCGUUAUUAUUAUGAGUGCAAUCACAUUGACUGAAGAAUUUUAGGCACUAUUAAGUUUUAUUUGUUUAGAAUAGUUGAGUGUGGCCUUCCUCAUUACCACUUGCGUGCGUGUGAGUGUCAUCAAAACUUAGAUAAUUAGAUUUUCAGACAGAAAUCGUAUUGAUGAAUGCUGGGAGAAGCGGUGAUAAAUUGAUGGGGAGGAAAAAAAGAGAGGAAGCAAUUAAAUGGAGGAGGAAACGUACCUAUCCAUCCAAUUUUCAUAAAGUAAUAACUAUUAAAUGUUAAUGUUAGUAUUUCGGAGCAAUUAAAAACGGGCUGUCCAUCCCGCAUAUACCCAUUUUUUUCGUAAGCCUCUGACAUUGAUAAGAGGGAGGAGAGAGAAGUGUUGUCCUGGUAGAUUUUAUAAUGGAUUUUCAGAUAAUUGAAAAUAUUCUAAAACACAUGAGAUGUUUGCGACCAAAAGGCCCUUCUUACGUCCAUCGCAGUCUAUGUCUUGAUGUGUGUAGAUCUGGAUAAUUCUCAAGAAUAAUAGUGUCAUAAUGUCACCGUUGUGUUUUUCUCUCUCUUAUCCGAGUUUUGUUGCUGUUUUGAGUACAUUGAAUAGACUCAUAUAUUUAAUAGCGUUAAAUAUACUACGGGCUUUCAUAACGAAUUUCGUAUGUUGAAUUAAAAGAUUCGAAAAAUCUCCCAAGACACGCUACGUUCUUGCUUUAUAAUAUUUUUCAAUGUAAUUUCUAGCUUAGAGUCAUUACAAAUAAUAACUAUUUAUUUAUUCAACAUACCAUUAUUUAUCAAUUAAAAAUUCAGAGUAGCAUUCUCUCUCUGCUUUAUUUUAAUGUUUUUCGGGCACAUACACGAUACUUGAAAAAAUAUUCACUACAACUGUGAUAAUUUCCAAUGCCAACUACUGAAUAGGAGCCUAAAUAAAUCAUCGAAUGUCAAAUGGAACAAAAAAUAACAAUAGCUAUUGAGUCUAAUUUUAAAUUGAAUUCAUGGUUGAUAAUCAAAUUGACAACUUGUCGAAUUCGAUAAUUAGAAAUUGUUACUGUACUUAACUAUUAAUCAACAAUUUUUCUUCUGAAAAUGUCGCUAGAUUUUCAUAACAAUGCUUUUAAUAGCUAUUCUAGUGCAGUUUUCGAGAAUUUGUGUACAAAUCAGUAAAUGAAUAACGUGCACGAGUUAGUCUAUAGACAUGCUAGUAAAAAAUACUCGCGUACAGUUUUAGAAGUUAAUAAUUUAACAAAAAACAAAAUGUUAUAACAAAUCAUAACGACAAUUAAUAAUUAUUGCUAUUAUUUAAUCAUGAGAGAAAGGAAGAAAUGUUAGAUUUUGAAUACAAUUAUUUAUAUAUUAGAAACUUAAUUUUAGUGAGGGAAAAGUGUUGAUACGUGUCCGACAAUCCUACUAUUAAAUUGCAUGUGAUAUUUAUGUGUAUAUCAUAUAUGAAAUGUAAUAGAUUUUACUGUCCCACUAUAAUAAUCACGAAACAAGAGGAAAGAAAAUGAAAAAAAAAAUUAUUACAAGCGAUAAAGUGACAGAACUUUAAUGAUUAAUUAGUUCAUCAACGAAAACAAAUACAUCUGACAAAAAAGUAUAUAAUAAAGUAAACGAACCAAUAAUGUCAAUGCGAAUAUUAAUUAAAUAAAGAACAAAUAAUUUCAACUAAGCUGCAUAUCUGAUGAUAGCUGAAACUAUUUAAUCUAGUGGUUGUUAAAGAAAUAAUAAAUCUUGUAUCGUGUUGAGGGUGCAAUUUAUUCUUUCUUAUUUUAAUAAUAAUCCAAUGGCGCUAAACAAUGAAAAAUAGUACUGAUAUCUAAUAUUUAAAAGAAAAACUCAUAAAUGAAGCUUUUACUAAAUUUUAACUAAAUUUUCAAUAAUAUUGGAAAUUAAAAAAAAAAAUAGAUUAAAACAAAUUUCUAACCAGAAUAAUAUGGUCUAACCAUCAGCUUAAUUUAUUCUUUAAAAUUCUAGGCCUUUUUCAUGCUUUUCUACAAAUUUUAUAAAGUUCUAGAGAUUCACAAAUGACUUCCUAUAUAAAAUCAAGUCCUGUAGAUAUUAAAGAUGCUUUUUUACAUUUUUCUAGUGGACUUUGAAUCAACUUUAAAUAAUGCAUUGAUAGUUUCAUCGUCUUCUAUAUAUAAUCUUGAUUUAUUUAUCUAAUAAACAAUAGAUGAGCUAGAAUGGUUAGAAUUAAGUUUUUUAUAUUUCGACUUAUCAAAAAAAUAUUGCAAAACUGAAAUUUACUCUUGAUAAUUGUCAGUUAUGUAGUAACUAAUGUUUGUAAACUCGUAAUGUACAUAUCGAUCGAGAAAUUUCAAUUAAAAACUAUUUUGAAUUAUUCUUAUUGCGAUUUAAAAAGAAAUUAGUAAAGAUGAUUAAUUUGUGACAUUAUGAUCGUUGUCUUUUUCGUGUGUGUGAUUUUCGUAUCAAGAAUAUUUAUAAAAGUAGAAAUCACAAAAAAUUUGAACGAUUAGGUAACAAAAAUUAUUGAAAAAUGUACUUGUUUUCUUAUUCUUGAUGACUUUUUUAAGCUUCCACGUAGUUGCAACUUUAUAGAUGGCUCAAUGUGAAAUUUCAAAGUCUGGUAUUUAUGAAUAGCUAUAUUACCGUUGAAUAUAACAAUAAUAUUAUUAGUAACAAUGAAAAAACUAAAUACCAAUAAUAAAUAUUCAGUGACUAUCAUAUAAAGAAAUAAUGAGAAAUAAACAAAACAUAUGAAAUAGAAAAAUAUUCAGAAAAGUUUUAGAUUAAUGUAGACUGGGUUUUUAAUAUAUCGUAGUCUGAGGUAAGAAGCACGUGUAAGUCGUUAAAAAAGAACCAUAUAAAAAAUGACUUAUAUUGAUAAAUAAUUGAUAAUUUUGUUACUUUUAAAUACUUUAUGUCGAUUAAUCAGUGAUGAAUGAUCAAUAAUUCAUGUUAAUAGAUGAUUUGAUAAUUAAUUAAUCAUUAAACAAAUGCACGAUUUAUGAUUUUUCAAAUUUUCAGACCAAUAAUCAAAUAAUUGUUGAUAAUUAUAAUAAAAAUUUAACUUUUUUAUGUAAAAAUUGGACAAAUUGCAGCGAGAAUUGAAUCAUUAUUAUUAAUUAAUUAACGGAAUAACUACAAAGGUUAAUUAUUGAUAUUUAAUAUAAACUAAGAUUGAAAACCCCAAGGAGGAUUUUUAAUUCUAAAUCUAUUGUUGUUUAAGAUGCCAAUAAUUCUGUUUAAUGAAAAGUAACAAAAGUAUGACGCUUUGCAUUUUAUCAAAUACAUUUUAUACAGGAAUGACAGUAAUAUACUUAGACUGAUUAAAUUUUAGCUAAAAAAUUUUUCUAAAUUCAUAACGGAAAACUACUAAUGUGAAUACGUUAAUUAAUUGUAUAUAAAGUUCUUUUAAAAUUAUUAUCAAAUGUUUAAAAAUUUUUGAUUUGAUUCUUAGUGUUGGUAUCGAUUUGAUUAAAUUAAUCGAUAAUUUUUCCAACGUAUUUUUUUAGUUAUGUUAAUUUAUUAUAAACUAAAAAAUCCUCAUUGAAAUUUACUAUAAAACAAUUUUUACUGCUCGUAUUAAAUAAACAAACAAGCCUGUUUUUUAUGAAAGUAGACAAUCUAGGUGUGAACUUAUAAUAUUAAUAUGUAGACUGCAUUAUUUUUUUUUUUUUGAAUUUCUAAUUUUGUAUUGAAUAUGUAAAGAU